ACCAUGGCCCUGAGUGACUUUUGGAAGCAGUUAUCAUGGUUUUACUACCAGUAUAUUCUUGUGACGGCGCUGUACAUGCUGGAGCCCUGGGAGAGGAUGGUGUUCAACUCCCUGUUGGUCUCUGUGGCCGGCAUGGCUGUUUACACCGGCUACGUCUUCAUGCCGCAGCACAUCAUGGCUAUCCUACACUACUUCGAGGUCGUCCAAUGACACGAUGACCCGCUCCAUCCGCCCUCAGCUCCUGUCUGACUCUGUCCUCCGUCCACCCACCCGUCUGCCGUCUCCUGGGCUGGACGUGGGGAUUGUUUCCAACCGUGUGGAGGCAGAACCUCUCUCCUCAUCCUCCUGUUUUGCAACGCUAAUUAAAUAUCUACGGUCAAAGCUCUGAACGUCGUGCUUGAGGUCACGCUGGACGAUCUUAUCACCUGGGACUCUUUGGGAUUGUGAACAGUGUCGGGCUCGAAGGCAAGGCCUCAGAAGAGGGUGUGCUUGGUUUCCUUUCACAUUGGUUUUAUUUUUAAAUCAAGCGUGCCUUACUGUUUUUGAAAAUGUGUAAUUAUACGGUUGUGUGGAGAGUGACUGGACUAUUGUUUGUUUUUUAAUUCCAUUAAGACGUGACACCAUUGUUGUCUUAGAGUUAAUGCAUGAAACAAAGCAGCUGACGGUCCUUUUACUCCAUAACUAUAGGGAGGGGGGGGGGCAGGUUGUGCAUAAUAAUAUAACAACGCUCCAAUCAUGCAGCACCUGCACCGACCUGUAUCAGGUGUUUCUCAUCAUUCUCCGCACGUUCCUGCUCAUGUUAAAGCUCAACAAACUGGAGAAGAUGGCAGAGAGCUAAACUGGUCCUCCAGGGUUGGAGUGGGAGUUGGAGUCGCUUCAGCAUCUCUCUUGUUACCUGUUGACUUGUGGCUGCAGCUGCCUGUACACACACACACACACACACACACACACACACACACACACACACACACACACACACACACACACACACACACACACACACACGCAUCACUCCGUAAGAGCUAAAGGUGGAAGUUCUCAGGCGAUGCAGAAAGUGACACUAAAGGUGUCGUGAGGUCCUAAAUGACACAAUUGUUCCUUAUUUUGAACCACUCAGCAGACAUUAAUAGUUUUCUCUUUGUACAGAAAGGAUAAAAGUUUUAUAUAAUCAUAUUUCAUGAUAUGUACUGCCCCUUAUAGAAAAUUGUGAUUUUUCUUUUCCCCUGCAAAAGUAUGUAUUUCUCUCAAUUUUGUGUACAUAAUAGAAUUAAAAAUAUGUGUGGUUUGUGUGAACUACUGAUGCUAAACACUGUUGUAUGAUUCUGACAUCAUUAAAGGGAUAAUCACUUUGUUUUACCUGCGGUUACUUAGAACAUCUGCAAUAAUCCCCCCCCAAAACCAGGAGAUCCUGCUCACCUGGUUCUAUCGGAGGCUUUCUGCAACAGUGUGCAGUUAUUUAAUCUUUUUGUUUUUGAGCGUAAGGAUCAUGUCGUUCGUUCAGUUCAGAAGAAGUGCUGACGUUUCGUUGUGAGGGAAUAUUCUGCUCAAGGAUAUACAUUUGUUUUAUGUUCUUAUUGACAGUGAAAAGCCACAAAGUCUUAAAUGUAAAGCUGAUGAAAUGUGUUCUACAUGUAUUAAGUUACCCCCCCCCCCCUGUAUCUGCCGUUAUUAGACACCAGGUGGAAGUGUUUCCAUGUGUUGGACACGUUUCACAGCUGUGUCUGAAUGUUUUCUUAAAGUAACUCAAAACAGACAAUUAAGUUGUUUUAUUUAUUUAGUUGGAACUUUAAUGAAUGUGUGUUUUUCUUUCUAGACAUCCAGGAAAUGUACAUGUAUACUUUUUAUUUUAUAAAUACACUAUUGGUCCUUACAGUUUUAAAGAGCUUGACGGGAGAAUCUGCUGGUUAUUAACAGCAAGAGAAGAUUUAUCAUCAUUUCAUUAUGUCAAAUAAAAUGUAUGAUGAGCAACAUUUUUAAAAGUUAUCAGCUCAAACCUGGAACUCCAGCGGCCGAUGUAGGGCAUCAAAAUAUACUUACAUUUCAGAAUAAGACAUGUUAUAUAUUUGUUAUUAUAAUUAUUGAUGUAUUAAUGUUGCGUCUGGUAAAGGUGGAGCUCAUUUCAAUUGCGUUGUAUACUGCUGGGUAUCUUCACCUUUAAUAAUAAAUCAUUAUUCAUUUGAUAAUUUAUCAUUUGUAUUAGGCUAUUAAUCUGAAUCUGCAAAAUAACUAAAGCUGUCAAAUACAUAUAUUAGUACAUAUUACAAUACUUCCCUCUGAAAUGUAGUAAUUAAAUUAGAACAUGUACAACAAUAUAUGCCAAGUUGUACAUCAUCAGUAGUAAGCUCUUUAGACGAAGCACACAAUGUAACCAGAAAUAUAACAUACCAUACCAACACCAUUCUCUUGUCUUUUUCAUAUAUUGCAGUGAUAUGCAGUACACUAUUAGUUAUAUAAUAAAAUCAAACAAAGGUUGUAGUAGAUCACCACACCAAUUAUCAAUGCCUGUGCAAUAUUCUCUUUUAUAACUUUUGCAAUUACACUGUCAUGUGCGACUGUACUCAUAUUAUAUUACUGUUACUGUAUUUUUAUUCUAUUUAAUUGUGUACUCUCUUUGCUGUAACAAUGUACAUUUCCCCGUCGUGGGACAAUUAAAGGAUUUCUGAUUCUGA
This is a messenger RNA of Cottoperca gobio, 2669 nucleotides long. RefSeq names its product serine palmitoyltransferase, small subunit A (gene sptssa). Lineage: Eukaryota; Metazoa; Chordata; Actinopteri; Perciformes; Bovichtidae. Gene Ontology annotation, biological process: ceramide biosynthetic process. The transcript has 2 exons. The record is from RefSeq and is a predicted model, not a curated record. Bases 4 to 210 code for a protein of 68 amino acids. Gene Ontology annotation, cellular component: serine palmitoyltransferase complex. Gene Ontology annotation, molecular function: serine C-palmitoyltransferase activity.